Messenger RNA from Gastrolobium bilobum, 1524 nucleotides. RefSeq names its product cytochrome P450 71D8-like. The transcript is spliced from 2 exons. The record is from RefSeq and is a predicted model, not a curated record. The coding region runs from base 1 to 1524 and encodes 507 amino acids. Lineage: Eukaryota; Viridiplantae; Streptophyta; Magnoliopsida; Fabales; Fabaceae. Gene Ontology annotation, molecular function: monooxygenase activity; iron ion binding; oxidoreductase activity, acting on paired donors, with incorporation or reduction of molecular oxygen.
AUGGAAAUUGAACCGUCCUUCUUGGUUAUUACCUUCUUUCUGUUCUUGCUGUUGCAUUGGCUUGCAAAAUAUUACAAGCCAAAAUCCAGUCUCGUUCACAAACUGCCACCGGGCCCGAGGAAGUUACCUCUCAUUGGGAACCUGCACCAACUAGCAGGGUCACUUCCACAUCGUGCUUUCCGAGAACUUGCCCACAAAUAUGGACCUCUCAUGCAACUCCAACUUGGUGAAAUUCCUGUACUUGUUGUAUCCUCUCCAAGGUUGGCCAAGGAGAUUAUGAAAACCCAUGAUGUUGCUUUUUCGCAGAGGCCCCAACUUCUUCCUGCUAAAAUUUUGGCAUAUGAAUCAACAGAUAUUGCUUUUGCUCCAUAUGGUGAUUAUUGGAGACAAAUGAGGAAAAUAUGUGUGUUAGAGCUUCUAAGUUCCAAGAAGGUUAAGUCUUUCUCUUUUGUUAGAGAACAUGAAACAGCAAAAUUCAUAGAAUCAAUUGAGACAUCCGCAGGUUCACCAAUUAACCUUACUAGUAGGAUUUUCUCCUUGGUAAGUUCUUCUGUUUGCAGGGCAGCAUUUGGUAACAAAACCAAGGACCAGGAUGAAUUUAUAUCUUUGAUGAAAGAUGUAUUGGUACACGCUGGAGGAUUUGACCUGGCUGAUUUGUUUCCUUCUAUGAAACCUAUACAUUUCAUAACUGGGAUAAGGCCCAAGUUGGAGAAGUUGCACAAGCGGCUUGACAAAAUCUUACAAAACAUUGUCACAGAGCACCAAGAAAAGCACAUGAGAGUCCUAGAAGGCAAGGUUGAAGCAGAUGAGGAAGAUCUUGUUGAUGUUCUUUUGAGAAUCCAACAAAGUGACAGCCUCGGAAUCAAAAUGACGACCCGAAACAUCAAAGCAGUGAUUAUGGAUGUAUUUAUUGCUGGAACUGAUACUUCAGCGGCGACCCUAGAUUGGGCUAUGUUAGAAAUGAUAAGAAACCCAAGAGUAAGGGAGAAGGCACAAUCUGAGUUAAGACAAGCGUUUAAGGGAAAGGAAAUAAUUCAUGAAACUGAUCUAGAGGAACUUAGUUACUUAAAAUUGGUGGUUAAAGAGACAUUGAGGCUACACGCACCUACUCCUUUGUUGCUUCCUAGAGAAUGCUCUGAAGUAACCAUCAUCGAUGGUUAUGACAUACCUAUCAAGACUAAAGUGAUGGUAAACGUAUGGGCUAUUGGAAGAGAUCCCCAAUAUUGGUCUGAUGCUGAGAGUUUUACUCCAGAGAGGUUUGAUGGCAGUUCCAUUGAUUUCAAAGGGAAUAACUUUGAGUUCAUUCCAUUUGGGGCAGGGAGGAGAAUGUGUCCAGGCAUGUCAUUUGGUUUAGCCACCCUUGUGCUUCCUCUGGCUCUAUUGCUUUAUCACUUCAACUGGGAACUCCCAAAUGGGGUGAAGUCUGAGGAUUUGGAUAUGACAGAAAGCUUCGGCGUGGCAAUUGAAAGGAAAAGUCAGUUGUGUUUGAUUCCCACUGUUUAUGAUCCAUCACUGCAUGCCUGA